AUGAUGAAAACAAAAGCCAAUAUCGGUGUUGUUGGAUUAGGUCGUAUGGGCCAACGUCAUGCACUGAACAUUCUUCACCACGUUCCCCGUGCUAAGCUCUUCGCUGUUUGUACACCAGCACCCCAUGAGAUCGAAUGGGCUAAGACAAAUCUUGUGCCAGAAGGGGUGCAUACAUUUGAGUGUUUUGACAAGAUGAUUGACAUGCCCGGUCUAGACGCUGUGGUCAUCGCGUCGCCAACUGAGCUACACAUCACGCAAACGUUGGCCGCAAUCCAACUCGGGAUACAUGUGCUUUGUGAAAAGCCGAUCACGAGGGACAUGGCUAAGCUGCGUGACUUCAUGGAAACGGCAAAACAACAUCCCCAAACAAAGGUCAUGGUUGGAUUCGUCCGCCGAUUCGACGAGAAUUAUAUGGACGCCAUACAGAAGGUCAAGAGCGGCGCUGUAGGUGAACCUAUCAUUGUGCGGUCGCAAGGCGCUGAGAAGCUUGACAAAACUGGCUUUUUUAUCGAAUACGCUCGGCAGAGCGGUGGAAUCUUCAUAGAUACCGUCGUUCACGAUAUUGACUUGACUUUGUCUAUCCUGGGCGAGAAUAUCAAGCCCAAAGCACUUUGGGCUACUGGAAUCAUUGCUCAUCAUCAUGAAAUGAAAGAUUUCAAGGAUGCCGACAACGCCGUCGGUGUCGUUGAAUUCUGGGGUGGCCGAAUCGCGCACUACUAUCACUCUCGUACGACCUCACACGGGUAUGACAAUUGCACAGACAUCAUUGGCAUGACCGGGAAAAUAUCUAUCAAUUCUGUCCCUCACUAUAACAGGGUCCAGGUGUCGAACGCAUCUGGAAUUGUGCAAGACUGUACCCCCAGUUGGAUCGACCGAUACCGAGAAGCCUUUGUGACUGAGCUGAAUGAAUUCACGGAUGCUAUUUUGGACAAUAAAGAACUUCCAAUGAGAAUUUCCGCUGCCUACACAGGGCUCAAGAUCGCAACUGCCCUGCAAAAAAGCUUAGAGACGGGCCAGAAGAUUGAGUUUGAUGAAAAUGGUGACUCGAUCAUUUCCGAUGGCAGAUAG
This is a messenger RNA of Penicillium argentinense, 1068 nucleotides long. RefSeq lists its product as uncharacterized. Gene Ontology annotation, molecular function: oxidoreductase activity; nucleotide binding. Gene Ontology annotation, cellular component: cytoplasm. Gene Ontology annotation, biological process: NADPH regeneration. Bases 1 to 1068 code for a protein of 355 amino acids. The record is from RefSeq and is a predicted model, not a curated record. Lineage: Eukaryota; Fungi; Ascomycota; Eurotiomycetes; Eurotiales; Aspergillaceae. The transcript is spliced from 2 exons.